AAUGGAAAUUAUUUCACUAAAACGAUUCAUUUUAUUGAUGUUAGCCACUUCAAGCUUGUUAACAUCAAACAUCUUCUGUACAGAUGAAUCAAGGAUUCCCAAUCUUUACAGCAAAAAGAAUUAUGACAAAUAUUCCGAGCCUAGAGGAGAUCUAGGCUGGGAGAAAGAAAGAAGUCUUACUUUUGAAGAAGUAAAAGAUUGGGGUCCAAAAAUUAAGAUGAAUACACCUGCCGUCAACAAAAUGCCACCCUCUGCAGCCAACCUGCCGCUGAGAUUUGGGAGGAACAUGAAAGAAGAAAGGAGCACUAGGGUGAUGGCCCACCUGCCUCUGAGACUUGGAAAAAAUAGAGAGGACAGCCUUUCCAGACGGGUCCCAAAUCUGCCCCAAAGGUUUGGAAGAACGAUAGCAGCCAAAAGCAUCACCAAGACCCUGAGUAAUUUGCUCCAGCAGUCCAUGCAUUCACCAUCUACCAAUGGGCUACUUUACUCCAUGACCUGCCAGCCCCAAGAAAUCCAGAAUCCUGGUCAAAAGAACCUAAGGAGACUGGGAUUCCAGAAAAUAGAUGAUGCAGAAUUGAAACAAGAAAAAUAAGAAAUCUGGAGCCUGUCCCUAAAGACGACUUAAAGCUGUAACCUGCAAAGAAAUCUAUGGUGAAGACAAAGAAUGAAGUCACUGUU
Capra hircus (goat) is the source of this 678-nucleotide messenger RNA. RefSeq names its product neuropeptide VF precursor (gene NPVF). Gene Ontology annotation, molecular function: signaling receptor binding. The coding region runs from base 2 to 592 and encodes 196 amino acids. The record is from RefSeq and is a predicted model, not a curated record. Gene Ontology annotation, biological process: negative regulation of gonadotropin secretion; neuropeptide signaling pathway. Lineage: Eukaryota; Metazoa; Chordata; Mammalia; Artiodactyla; Bovidae. The transcript has 3 exons.